AUGGCAACGCACGCAUCAGGCCGAAUACCGGAGUUUAAUGGCUCAUCCUGGACAUCGUGGCUCGGACGCCUCCAGUUCUACUUCGAGGCCAACAGCAUCACAGACUCCAGCAAGAAGAGGGCACACCUGCUGACGCUGUGCGGUGAGCAGACGUACGACACCAAGCACUAUGACCCCAGGCCAGCCGAGGUCUUCAGCCGAGCCCGCUUCCAACGACGCAACCAGUUGGAGGGAGAAACGGUAAGCGCCUACGUCGCGGCGCUAAAGACGCUGGCAGCCGACUGCAACUUCGGAACGCUGCGCCAAACACAGGCAGCAGCAGCAGCAGCUACCGGACAGCAGACGACAACAACGCCACGGUCCAACGCAACGAUGCUACCCUUGGACAUUAUGUUGCGCGACAGGUUCGUGUGUGGACUACGGGACGAUCUCCUGCAACAAAGACUCUUUGCUGAGAGUGACCUAACGUUCACGAAAGCUUACGACAUCGCUGUUCGAGCGGAAAGUGCUAGCCAACAGCAGCGAGACAUACGAGGGACCAUCGAGCCGGUUCACCAUGCAGCGGCUCACAGAGGUCAUCACAACCAGGCAAGUGCAGGAAAACCGUCUAAACCACAACGCUGCUGGCGUUGCGAUGAGCAACACAGCCCCCAGACGUGCAAAUUCCAAGCAGCUAUGUGCAAUUUCUGCAACAAACGCGGUCACAUUGAGAAGGCCUGCAUCUCAAAGAAGAAGCUCGCGAAAGGGCCACCUCAACGACACAAAAGCGGGAACGCCCCGAGAUCGAUAACGCAAGUUGAAACUCAGCACAGCCUACCAGCACCAACAUCGCUGUACGACUUGCAUAAUGUCAACCUCGGCACGCAACCAAAGAUAAUGGUCACCCUUGCUGUGAACCGCCAGCCCAUCGAAUUUGAGGUUGACUCGGGAGCAGCUUGCACGCUCAUCAGCGAGGAGACGUACCGCAACACAUGGCCACGAAACGCUCCACCCCUUCUCAAUGAAGAUACGCACCUGAGAACAUGGUCAGGACAAGACCUGCCAAUUCUAGGCAGCGCCAACGUAGAGGUUGCUUACAACGGAACGUUGACCAAACUGCCUAUCGUGAUUGCGAAGGGCACUGGAUCCAGCCUUUUGGGCAGAAACUGGUUCCACGCUCUCAAUAUCGCGAUCUGCGGCAUCAACCAGGCAGCCGAAGGAAGCUCAACUGAGCGACAAGAGCUCGUCGAGCGGCUGCAGAAGAAGUACGGGACGGUCUUUUCUGAAGAAAUUUCAGGACACAAUGGGCCACCUGUUGACCUAGAGCUUCACCCAGAGGCCCGUCCGAAGUUUCUAAAGGCCAGAUCGAUACCGUUUGCUUUGCAACCUGCCUACGAGAAGGAGCUCGACAAGCUGGAACAACAGGGCAUUAUUGCACCCACACAGCACUCAGACUGGGCCACACCUCUGGUUGCAGUGAGGAAGAAGAACGGAAGCCUACGUCUCUGUGGGGACUACCGGUUCACAGUGAACUUGGCAACAAAAUCGUCUUCAUACCCUCUGCCAACACCACAGGAAGUGUUCAGCACGCUACGGCGCGGGAAAAUAUUCAGCACCCUGGACCUCACGCAGGCAUAUCAACAGCUGAAGGUGAGCGACGAAACUUCUGAGGUGCUCACGCUUAAUAGAACAAGAGGACUGUACAGGGUAAAGCGACUUCCAUUCGGGAUAGCGGCAGCCCCAGCCAUUUUUCAAAGGUACAUGGAAUCGCAGCUUCAAGAAAUUCCUGGUGUGUGCGUCUACUUAGACGAUGUAAUCAUCAGUGGCGCAACCAGCGAGGACCAUGAUACACGCCUAGAACUGGUACUGAAACGGCUCGCAAGUGAAAACCUACGCUUGAGCAUCGAUAAGUGCUGCUUCGCGGUAGCUGAAGUGAAAUUCUUAGGUCAUCUGAUCGAUGCCGAGGGCAUUCACCCCACCAGCGACAAGGUGCGCGCCAUCACGGAGGCACGCGCCCCAACGAGCAAGCAAGAGCUCCAAUUAUUCCUGGGUCUCCUAACGUUCUAUGACCGUUUCCUAGAACACCGAGCAACGGUGGUCAACGACCUCUACAACCUGUUGAAAAACGACGUCCCCUGGACUUGGUCGCCACGCCAUCAGGAAGCAUUUGAAGCCCUUAAGGAGCUGCUCCGUGACAGUGUGGUGCUUAGGCACUAUGACGAGACAAAGCCUUUGCUUCUGGCAUGUGAUGCUUCACCCUACGGCGUCGGUGCAGUGCUUUCACAAAUUGACGAUCAAGGCAGAGAAGCAGCGAUCGCCUUCGCUUCCCGCACGCUAUCACCUGCGGAACGCAAUUAUUCUCAGCUUGAUCGUGAGGGACUCGCCGUCGUCUAUGGUGCCACGCAUUUUCAUCAGUACAUCGCGGGCAGACAUGUGACUGUUCUCACGGAUCACAGACCACUUCUGGGUAUCCUGGGGCCCCAAAAGCAGAUUCCACAGACACUAUCGCCUCUCAUGAUCCGAUGGUGUAUUAAGAUGUCAGCUUAUGACUACGACCUUGUGUACCGUCCCGGAAACAAACACCAAAACGCCGACGCACUGAGCCGCUUACCCCUCAGUGAAACCAUUGAGGACCCGCCUCAGGUUGGCUGCGUGCUCAUGCUCGAAGCACUACCAAAGCCCCCACUAACAGCAGACGAAGUCGCAACGGCCAUGCAAGAUGACCCGACAUUGUCCAAGCUGUACAAAGCCCUACAGGCCGGCAGCGUUCAAAAGCUCAAGGAUGAAAAUUUCAACGCUUUUCGCAAGAGAGCAACGGAGUUGAGCUGUCAUCGUGGUUGCAUCACACUUGGAUCACGAGUUGUCAUUCCAGGCCCACUUCGACAACAAGCCACGGCUCUCAUUCAUGCCGGACACCGAGGCGUAGUCGCAAUGAAGAAGUGCGCCCGCAGCUACAUGUGGUGGCCGGGAAUCGACAAGGAUAUCGAGACACUAGCGGCAGAGUGCACAGCCUGCCAAUCCAAUCAACGCGCCCCGCCGCGAGCUCCAGUACCGGACUGA
This is a messenger RNA of Rhipicephalus sanguineus (brown dog tick), 3039 nucleotides long. RefSeq lists its product as uncharacterized. Gene Ontology annotation, molecular function: aspartic-type endopeptidase activity. Gene Ontology annotation, biological process: proteolysis. The transcript is spliced from 2 exons. The record is from RefSeq and is a predicted model, not a curated record. Bases 1 to 3039 code for a protein of 1012 amino acids. Lineage: Eukaryota; Metazoa; Arthropoda; Arachnida; Ixodida; Ixodidae.